AUGUCAAACUCGACAUCAGUAGACUCCUCUUCCUCCUCCAUCGUCGGAUCAGGAAAUGCCUCACUCUACAAGGGAAUCGGUAUCGCACUUGCCGUAAGUUCCGGGUUCUUCAUCGGUGUGAGCUUCAUUUUUAAGAAGAAGGGAUUACUACAAGCCAAUACCAAAGACCAGAAGGAAGCUGGUGUAGGACAUGGCUAUUUGAAGAGCUGGAUAUGGUGGACAGGAAUGGUCCUCAUGAUCAUCGGCGAAAUCUGUAACUUUUUGGCAUACGCAUUCACCGAGGCCAUCCUCGUCACACCACUCGGCGCACUAUCCGUCGUCAUCACCGCAAUUGGGUCAUCCAUAUUCCUGAAGGAGCGGCUACCAUUCGUUGGGAAGAUUGGGUGUGCGCAGUGUAUCGUCGGCGCGGUUAUUAUUACACUCAAUGCACCCGAACAGCAAUCCGCGCGAACAAUUCAGGAUGUCCAGCACUAUAUGCUCUCAUGGCCCUUCCUCGUCUACGGCUCCCUCGUCAUCAUCGCCUCCCUCAUCCUCGCAUUCUGGGCUGGACCCAAGUGGGGAAAAGACAACAUGCUAAUUUACAUCGCAAUCUGCUCCCUCAUCGGUGGAUUAUCUGUCGUUGCUACACAAGGGUUGGGAGCAAGUAUUGUUACAGCAGCGAGUGGAACGCCGCAGUUCAAUCAUUGGUUUAUGUAUGUGUUGAUGGUCUUCGUCGUCAUCACCCUCCUCACCGAAAUCAACUACCUCAACAAAGCCCUGAACAUAUUCAACACAGCCAUCGUGACACCAACAUACUACGUCUGUUUCACCGCCUCCACCAUCGUCGCCUCGGCAAUUAUGUUCCAAGGCUUCAAAGGAACGCCUACGGUCAUCGUUACGGUAUGUAUGGGAUUCCUCGUCAUCUGUGGUGGGGUCGUCCUCCUUCAACUCUCCAAGAGCGCGAAGAAUGUCUCGGAUACGGAGGUAUUGAGGGGAGAUCUCGAUGAUGUCAAAACUGCUGUACAUGCGGAACAAGACGAGUAUGAUCCGGGGGCUGAGGCGUUGGCGGGUCCGGGAGCGAUGUUGGGGAGGCGGAUGUCGACGAUGCGACGG
Molecule: messenger RNA, 1092 nt
Organism: Saitoella complicata NRRL Y-17804
Lineage: Eukaryota; Fungi; Ascomycota; Saitoellomycetes; Saitoellales; Saitoellaceae
Product: DUF803-domain-containing protein
Exons: 1
Biological process (GO): magnesium ion transport
Cellular component (GO): membrane
Molecular function (GO): magnesium ion transmembrane transporter activity
Source: RefSeq, a predicted model, not a curated record